GGUGAUAUAGUAAAAUUUCCAACGUCGUAAAAUACAUUUGACGUCCUCUAAAACAACAAUAACAACUUCAAAUAGAAAUGGCUGCAGCGUAUAGAGCAGUGAUUAAAUACGCUGACAGAUUUGUUCCUGCGCGUCUUCAGCCAGUAUGGAACCAUCCGGCAGGACCUAAAACAAUCUUCUUUUGGGCACCUUCAAUGAAAUGGUGCCUCGUCAUAGCUGGUAUUGGUGAUCUAUCCAGGCCGGCUGAGAAGCUGUCCACAUUUCAGUCUUCUGCACUUGCUUGUACAGGUCUGAUUUGGUCCCGCUACUCUGUGGUGAUUAUUCCGAAGAACUACAACCUGCUUGCGGUCAACUUCUUUGUGGCCUUGACUGGGAUGUACCAGCUGGGCAGGAUAUACAAUUAUCAACAGUCUCUGAAGAAAUAGCAAGUCAACAAAUUUGCAGCACAUUGCUCACAUAACCAGACGUUCAUCCCUACUCAUAGAAUAUAUUUUCAUCUGUGUACGUAAAUAACAUUUACUCUAGGAUUGUGUUAAAUUUGUGUUUUAAUGUCUGAAACAUUUUAAACAACUUUUCUACUGAAUUUAACAAAAAUUAGAUAUGCACAUAUUUGUUUUUUCAAGAGGUAAAUUUUGUGUGCAAUCUUAGGAAAAUGCCUGAUUGUACAUAAUUAAAUAAACAGAUACCGAUUAUUUUUUUCUUAAAUAGUUUGACUUGGCCUGCCAUGUGUGUAAAAUUCCUUAAAAUCAACUGUUUUGCCGGUAUAAUGACAUAAAAGACAGUUCAUCCAAUUAACUAAAAUGAGCUGCACAUUAAAAUGUCGGCAUUUAAGAUUAAAUCCAUUAGUUUGUCCAUUUAUUUCAUGUCCAGUGUGAAACUUAGGUCCGUGAAGACCUGCAAUCUUCAGUGUUUUAUUAUGCUACCUUUUUCAGUGAAAGUUGUUUGGACUUAUAUUUUCAAUUUUUACCAAGUAUUGAAUAAUGUUGAUGUUAUUUGGCAUGGUUUGCAAGCUGAAAUAAACUGGCACAUAGUUGUUGCAGGAUUAUUCAAUAAGCACACAUUUUUAUUAUCUACAUGUAAAUUGUUCAGUGCCGAAAACAAUUUUAUAGAGAAAGUUGGGUGUAUUACACCAGCACAUUUUAUUUGAAGUUUUUAUUCGUGUAUUGUUAUUUAACAUUCUAUUUAUUCAGAUUGUUUACUUAUAAUUUCCUACUGUUAUAAGAAGUGUUAGAAGCGUUACUGGUAGACAGCUUAUUUUGAAAUAUGGUCUAUCACUUAAGUUCAAAUAUAAUUUUAGGAGUUUACUCCCUUUGUCCAUGUAAACUGUAAAACACAAACUCUGUUUUGGGUUAUUCAAACAUCAUUUCCAACUGCUUUGAAGACAACAAUAGUUAAUAUAUUCAUGUUAUGUGAUAUUGUUUGUCAUAAAAUAGAAAAAAUUUGUACUGAUUUGAUACAAUAAAUGUUUCAUAUAAAACAA
Dreissena polymorpha is the source of this 1480-nucleotide messenger RNA. Its product is annotated as mitochondrial pyruvate carrier 2-like. Bases 78 to 425 code for a protein of 115 amino acids. Gene Ontology annotation, biological process: pyruvate import into mitochondria. The record is from RefSeq and is a predicted model, not a curated record. NCBI's taxonomy places the organism in Eukaryota, Metazoa, Mollusca, Bivalvia, Myida, Dreissenidae. Gene Ontology annotation, cellular component: mitochondrial inner membrane. The transcript has 5 exons. Gene Ontology annotation, molecular function: pyruvate transmembrane transporter activity.